Molecule: messenger RNA, 599 nt
Organism: Puccinia graminis f. sp. tritici CRL 75-36-700-3
Lineage: Eukaryota; Fungi; Basidiomycota; Pucciniomycetes; Pucciniales; Pucciniaceae
Exons: 2
Coding region: 1-294 (97 amino acids)
Source: RefSeq, a predicted model, not a curated record
AUGUACACCCUCAUUAUUGAAUAUCCAUCCAUCCCUCACACCCACAACUCAGCCACCAGUCCAGUCAACUAUAAAACCUCACCCCGCGACUGUUGGUGGCCUUUCCUCAGAACAAUUUUUAAUGGGGACACAAAAGUUCGGACUUUGAGCCUCUCAUCCUCGGAUGACAGUGCGCCAGCUGAGAGGAUUCCGCGUUCCCGUCCCCUACACGAGCAGACUUCGAUUGCGACUAACAACAGUCCUGUCGUCCUGAUGGUUUCCUUUGACUGUCCACCCGAUCAGCCUUACUUAUAGAGGGAGGAAAUAUGCUAGGAACUUGCCUCGAUGGGGUUGCCUCAGCUUCCCCAUCUCGACGGCCCCACCCAUGAUGCUCCUCUUCCUGGGGCUGGUCUUGGGUGCUUUGAUGGUUGAAACCCACAUUUCCUUUCCGCUCUAUCUCUCCACUUCGUUGUAUUGUACUGUGUAGAUCUAUGAACUCGUUUUAUUCUCAAUUUUUCAAUGAUAACUACUCAUCAUUAUUGGCCCCAGUAUCUUUUCUGAACUUCCUUGUUGAGAAUACAAGUCUACACUCUGAUUGCUACAACCCACCAGCCAGAAAC